AGCAAUUAGUCGUCACCGUGGUUUCUCACGCUGGCAUGUCUGCCUCUGGAGAAGCGGCCGCCGCGUCUUGUUCUCCGUCGGGAGUGUAAACUUUGAAGCCUCGGUAGCCAUGCUGGGCGACGCAUCCCCUCGGAUAUAGACGGCAGAUAGACAAGCAAAAAAAACAAACAAAAAAAACAAAAACAAAAAAAAUCAACAGAAACUACUACAACCGAAACGACAAAGCGUUCCUUGUUUCACGGUCGGGGGGGGGGGGAAGACGGCAUCCGGCCUGAGAAGAGGCUCCGAGGUCGGGGACUCCGGUCGGAACAACGCACAUCGUUUCUGGCCUCCCCUUCCGGAGAGCUCCAUGGAGAAGAUGAAGAGGUUCAAACGGCGCCUCUCCCAGACGCUGAGGGGCAGCCACACCAUCGACGAGUCGCUCUCCGAGCUGGCCGAGCAGAUGACCAUCGAGGAGAACGGUCUUAAGGACAGCGAGCCCAUGGUGAGGAAUGGUCGCCCCCCGACGGCCCACAGCGUGCACUCCUUCCUGCACCAGUACACGGGCUCCUUUAAGAAGCCGCCGCUCCGACGACCGCAGAGUGUCAUUGGAGGCGGUCUGGGCUCUCUGAUGGUCAUGCCCCGCAAUGGCAGCCGCCUUGACAUUGUCCAUGAGAACCUGAAGAUGGGUUCAGAUGGGGAGAGUGACCAGGCGUCGGGGACAUCCUCAGACGAGGUGCAGUCUCCCACAGGAGUGUGUCUGAGGAACCGUGGCAACCGUCGCAUCUCUGCCGAGGACCUGAACAAGCGUCUGUCCCUGCCGGCCGACAUCCGGAUACCCGACGGUUACCUGGAGAAGCUGCAGCUCAGCAGCCCGCCGUUCGACCAGCCCCUCAGCCGGCGCUCCCGCAGAGCCUCCCUGUCGGAAAUUGGAUUUGGGAAACUGGAGACCUACAUUAAACUGGACAAACUCGGGGAGGGCACGUACGCAACUGUCUACAAGGGGCGAAGCAAGCUAACGGACAACCUGGUGGCCCUGAAGGAGAUCAGGCUUGAACAUGAGGAGGGGGCGCCGUGUACUGCCAUCCGAGAAGUGUCACUGCUGAAGGACUUGAAGCACGCCAACAUCGUGACAUUGCAUGACAUUGUCCACACAGAAAAGUCUCUGACGCUGGUCUUUGAGUACCUGGACAAGGACCUCAAGCAGUACAUGGAUGACUGUGGGAAUAUUCUGAGCAUGCAUAACGUCAAGAUUUUCUUAUUCCAAAUCUUGAGAGGCCUGGCUUACUGCCACAGACGGAAGGUUCUCCACAGAGACCUGAAGCCCCAGAAUCUGCUCAUCAACGAGAGAGGAGAGCUCAAACUCGCUGACUUUGGCCUGGCCCGUGCCAAGUCAGUCCCCACGAAGACGUACUCGAAUGAGGUGGUAACGCUUUGGUACCGGCCACCAGACGUGCUGCUGGGCUCCUCCGAAUACUCCACACAGAUAGACAUGUGGGGGGUGGGCUGCAUAUUCUACGAGAUGGCUGCCGGCAGGCCCCUGUUCCCUGGUUCCACAGUAGAGGACGAGUUGCACCUCAUCUUCAGGCUGCUAGGCACACCCACAGAGGACAACUGGCCUGGAAUCUCCUCCGUUGACGAGUUCAAGUCCUAUAAGUUUCCCAAGUACAAGACCCAGCCCCUCAUCAACCACGCUCCCAGGUUAGAUACUGAUGGCAUCGACUUGCUGAUGUCAUUCCUAAAAUAUGAGUCGAAAAAGAGGAUCUCUGCAGAUGAAUCGAUGAGACAGCCCUACUUCAGGAGCUUGGGGCCACGUGUACAUACUCUGCCAGAGAGCAUAUCCAUAUUCACACUGAAGGAGGUCCAACUGCAGAGAGAUCCCGGCUACCGGAAUGCAUCCUACCCUGAAUCAGGCAAUGGCAAGAGCAGAAGGCAAAGCAUGCUGUUUUAGAGUCUCUGGACUGUUUGUUUUAUCCGAGAAGGAUGUACUAGCUAUACAGUCUCAAAGAUGGAUUGGUCCCUGAGAUGGACACUGGUGAGGAGGGGUGAAAACUUCUCGGCACUCAUGGCGUACCCCCCCCCCCCCCAACUUGCCUUGGGGCUCUAUGCCACAGCUCUGCCCUCCAGACGUCGGGAGUGAAGACGACUCCAAAAGAGAUGUUGUUUAUAUUAAUACAUUUAUAUUUAUUGGGAAGAGAAUUUGCUGCUAAAUCCAACUACUGUCUAGAAAUUCUAACUGGCUCAGUCACUUUAAAGAAAACAUGCAAUGUGUAUAGAUUUUUAAUUAUUUUUUGAAGUGGUGGUAUUUUUAGUGUUUUGGUCAAUAUUUCCAUAUUCAUAUAUCAAAACUCCACCUCAAAGAUCCUUAGUGCACGUAUGUGUGCAAGACAGACAAAUGUUUCUGUAGUGGCUCUGAACGCUUGGAUUUCUCUUUGUUAGUGGUGCUGCUCCGUCAGACCCAUUCAUAUUUCCUAACCAUUUAUUUCGAGAGGGUUUGAGGCCAGUUCUGAUCUGACUGAGGGUGAUAAUGUUACCCUGACUGUGGGUGGAGGGGGAUGACAUGGUAGAAGUGCUGCUAGGUUGGGUGAAAACAAGUUCACUUAACCUGGUCAAAUGCUACAUGGAGACGCUGGCAUAUCAUUCCAUGAUGCUGUGGUAUCUCACGAUCAACGAACAAAUCUGGGAGAUGCGGAUGAAGGUAGAAUCAUUGACAUGGGCAUUAACAGAACAGUGAAGAAAAGACUACUCAAAAGCGCCCCUCCCUGCCGUUACCCCAACACUCCCAAUUCCUCACAUGUGGAACCUCCUGCGCAUGGCGUCAAAACGGGCAGCUGCGAGUUAAAUUCCCGGUGUGCAUGCCAGGAUCCAUGGUGCUGCCACCGUGCAUUAAGGCUGCAUACCCCUCCGCCAUUCCCAUCCUCGUCAGCUGUGAAAACGGUUCCUUGUUUGGAUCAACUCCAUCGUUGUGUUGCACGCCUGCUCUGCUGUGUGGAAGCAGGGUGGACACACAGCCUCUGAACUCUUAUUCAGGGCUCACUAAUUCUUGUCUUGACCCUUGUGAAUACGAUGCCGAGUCAGUUUAUUUAACAGUGUUACAAGAGCUAUUUUGUAUGGAUGGAUAUACUUUAACUUUAUUUGUGGAUAAUCGUCAUCGGUGUGGCAUGUCUGACGCAGGUGCUCUCCCAUUAUGAGCUUUGUUUUUUUUCCAGAGAAAAGAGAAUUAAA
Molecule: messenger RNA, 3204 nt
Organism: Lampris incognitus (smalleye Pacific opah)
Lineage: Eukaryota; Metazoa; Chordata; Actinopteri; Lampriformes; Lampridae
Product: cyclin-dependent kinase 17-like
Exons: 17
Coding region: 350-1930 (526 amino acids)
Biological process (GO): protein phosphorylation
Cellular component (GO): cytoplasm; nucleus
Molecular function (GO): ATP binding; protein kinase activity
Source: RefSeq, a predicted model, not a curated record